This is a messenger RNA of Capsicum annuum, 1428 nucleotides long. RefSeq lists its product as uncharacterized. Gene Ontology annotation, molecular function: zinc ion binding. Lineage: Eukaryota; Viridiplantae; Streptophyta; Magnoliopsida; Solanales; Solanaceae. The record is from RefSeq and is a predicted model, not a curated record. The transcript is spliced from 4 exons. Bases 1 to 1428 code for a protein of 475 amino acids.
AUGGAGCGAUUUGCAAUUGAACAUUCUUUCAAUUACUAUGCCAAAAUAUCAGACAAGAAAAGAUGCCCGUUGAAAGACCGAGUUUUUACUCAACUUCAAGCUACAGUUGGGUUUGUUAGAGGUUUUGCUGCAUCAAAACUUGUCAAUUAUAAGAGAAUACACACCCCGAAUGAUAUAAUCGAAGAUAUUAAAAAUGCUUUCGGUGUAGACAUUAACUAUCAGAAGGCUUGGAGGGCUAAAGAACGUGCGAUUGAGAUGUUAAGAGGGAAACUUAUGGAUGGUUAUCGACAAAUGGAUCGAUAUGUGUUAAAUUCUGUUUAUCCAGGUUCACAUAUUAGAAUGCAUAAAUCCGAGGAUAAUAAAUUUAUAUAUUUGUUCGUUGCAUUGCAAUCUUUGAAGAGUAGAUUCGAGUAUUGCAGGCCUAUAGUUGUGGUUGAUGGUGCACAUUUAAGUGGAGCAUAUAAAGGUACAUUUGUUUCUGCAAGCACUCUUCAUGGAUCAGGACGCAUUCUGCCGAUUGUGUAUGGUGUUGUUGAUAGUGAAAAUGAUAAUUCGUGGACUUGGUUUUUCGAGACCUUCAGAAUUGCUUUUGGAGAGUGCGAUAGUAUGUGUGUUGUAUCCAACCAUCAUGAAAGCAUAAUAAAGGAUGUGAGUGUUGUAUAUCCGAAUGUGCCGCACCUCGCAUGCAUAUGGCUCUUGUGGAAGAAUGUUUGCACAAACUUCAGGAAGAGUAAAGAUAGACUUAGCGAUAUUUACUAUGCUAUGGCCAAGGCUUACCACAAAGAUGAGUUUGAUUUUUUUUGGAAUCAAGUUGGAAAGAUUGAUAAGAGGGUAAAGUCUUAUCUUAAGGAUGCUGGAUUUGAAAAAUGGGCACGCGUGUAUGCACCUGUUAACCGUGGUAGGAUGAUGACUUCAAAUAUAGCAGAGUGCAUAAAUGGUAAAUUGAAACUAUCACGUAAGUUGCUGAUAAUAGAAUUUUUGGAGCAGGUUAGUGCGUCAUCAACAUAUGUAUAUUUUGUUUACGAUGAUGGGGGGAAGUAUAGAGUAUUUCUUAAUAGGAGGACUUGCACUUGUAGUAGAUUCCAAUUGAACGAGAUAACAUGGGAACACGCGAUUGCAGUACUAAACAGCAAGCAUGUAGUUGAUAUGAAGCCUUAUUGCUCAGAAUUUUACUAUCCUGAAACAUUAAGGAAGAUGUAUGAAGAAUCUAUGUUUCCAAUGCCCGAUAAGAAGGACUGGAUUGUGCCACAAGAAGUUAUGAAUGAAGUUGUGUUACCACCAAAAUACAAACGUCAACUAGGAAGGCAAAGGAAAAGUAGGCACAAGAAAUCAAGUGAAACUAUGACAUCGAGUAGUAAUUGUUGCGGGAGAUGUGAUUUUGCAGGUCACAACAGGUGUACCUGUAACUUCUUUCCAAAGGAGGACUGA